Molecule: messenger RNA, 1407 nt
Organism: Panicum hallii
Lineage: Eukaryota; Viridiplantae; Streptophyta; Magnoliopsida; Poales; Poaceae
Product: 2-keto-3-deoxy-L-rhamnonate aldolase-like
Exons: 1
Coding region: 138-1172 (344 amino acids)
Cellular component (GO): cytoplasm
Molecular function (GO): aldehyde-lyase activity
Source: RefSeq, a predicted model, not a curated record
GUGACACGACACUCACACAGACACUCACAUGCGGCCGCCGACCUCCGGCACUCAGCAGUCGCAGAUCCCCAAAGGCCGCCAAAAAGAAGCCAAACCACCCACCGAGCUCCGCCGCCCGCCGGCCGGCCUCGCUCCCGAUGGCCGCCGCCUCCGCCUCCCUCUCCCACCUCCUCCUAGCGCCCAGACGCAGAACGCCUCCAAACCCCUCGCAUCACCCCUCCCGCCCCAUCACCACCGCGCUGCCCCGCCGCAGUCGCCCCGCCCCCGCGAUCUCGGCCGCGGCAUCCGACCUCCUCUCCCCCGCGCCCUCCCUCAAGUCCCGCCUCGCCGCCGGGGACACCCUCUACGGCCUCUUCCUCCUCUCCUUCUCGCCCACUCUCGCCGAGCUCGCCGCCCUCGCUGGCUACGACUACGUCGUCGUCGACAUGGAGCACGGGCCGGGCGGGAUCCCCGAGGCCCUCGCCUGCCUCCGCGCGCUCGACGCCGCGCGGACCCCCGCCGUGCUCCGCCUCCCGGAGGCCAGCGCCGUGUGGGCCAAGAAGGCGCUCGACCUCGGCCCCGCGGGGCUCAUGCUCCCCGCCGUCGAGUCCCCCGCCGCCGCCGCAGAGGCGGUCUCGCACUGCCGCUACCCUCCGCGCGGCGUCCGCGGCGCCGCGCACCCCAUCAUCCGCGCCUCCGCCUACGGCCUCGACGACUCCUACCUCUCCCGCUGCGAGGACGACACGCUCAUCAUCUGCCAGGUCGAAACCGCCGCCGGGAUCGCGGAGGUCGACGCCAUCGCCGCUGUCGACGGCGUGGACGUCGUGCAGAUGGGCCCGCUCGACCUGUCGGCCAGCAUGGGGUACCUGUGGGACCCCGGGAACAGGAAGGUGCGGGCGGCGCUGAGGGAGGCCGAGAGGAAGGUGCUAGAGGCCAGGAAGAAGAAGGUGGCGGCGGCUGCGGCUGGCAAUGCUGCUUACUUGGGCGGGUUUGCAAUGCAGAAUGACCCGCCUGAGCAGCUCAAGCUCAGGGGUUACCAUAUGGUGGCUGGCGCUGUGGACAUUGGGAUGUUCCGGAAGGCGGCAUUGGAUGAUGUCAAGCGGUUCCGGGAGGCAGUGAUGGAGAUCGGCGAGGAGGGUGAUGAGGAGGAAGAGAAGGAAGAGAAGGAAAAUGACGGGUACUGGAGUGAGUGAGCAGAACAAAGCUGAGCUGAAGCAUGGCAGGGAAAUGGUUAUGGUGUUGGGCAUGGCAGCUGAAGCAUGGCAGGGAGCCUCGGCAUCUCCGGAUUUAGUUGCAGUUUUCUUUAGUUCUUCAUUUGAAUUUCAGGCGAACAGUCUCUUUGGGCAUCCUAGUAUUCCCAUUUGUAGGAUGGAACUUGGAACUGGUGGCUACCAAUAAACAGCUGAAUUUUGCACAAAUACUGUUGCC